GUCCCCGCCCUCACCGCCUUUGCGCCGGGACACAGCAGGCGAGGGUCCUGCCGGAGUCGGCUUCUGCUGCCCCUUCUCGGCGCUAUGGCCUGCGGGCUGGAAUACGACCUUCCUGCGGCCCCGCUCGCCUCUGCGCGUCUCCCGGGCGCGAAGGUGUCCUGAGUCGAGCUCUGACUCAGGAUGUUCAGGCGCCAGUCCAUGGAGGGGACCCCGGCCUACAAGCUCAAGGGAUAUCCCGACGGGGCCACCCCACGCCGCCCUGUUCAGCGGCUGCCGAUGCUGCUGCCCAUGCUCGAAAGCCUUGCGAGGCGAGAUACAGACGGCGCGUGGUGGCGGGACCGCAAGUCCCAGUGCCUGCCUCGUCGGUCCCCCGAGUCCCCGAACGCUCCGCAAGGCCGUGGGACCGCGCGCGCGCUGCUACUGCCGCCGCUGCCGCCGAGCAGCUCGGCCCGGGAGGCGAGGGCUCGGGGGAACCCGCAGCCCGCGGACCGCGACAACCCUGACUCCCUGGGCACGCUGCUGGGGGAGGUGCUGCCCAACAAGUUCCGCCACUUCCUGCACCACCUGCGCGCCAAGAGCGCAGACCCAGAGGCGGACCCACCCUCAGCGCCACAGAACCCUAGGAGUACAUCAAAUCACCGCCUAGCUUCUCGGUCUUCCAGCUGCUUAUUCCUCCCGGACCUGUGGGACCAACCAUUGCACUGGCACAACAGUUCUAGAGAGAAGACUACCCUGGGGCUACCAAGAGGUGAACUUGUCAGAGCCAAAAAGGCCCAUCCCCCUGCUGGAGAAGGCUCAAGACCCCGCAAGCGCUAUUGUCCCUUCCGGGUACGAUUUGCAGACGAGACCCUGCAGGACACAGCACUCCGGUACUGGGAACGCAACCGUGCAGUCCAGCAGAAUAUCUUUCCGAGCGAGCAGACGACUUUGCCAGCUGUGUCUGUGUCAGAGCGGGUGCUUGGGAGUGUUGGGAGAUGGUUGGACAGUCUGCCCAGAGCCCUUUAUCCCAGGGCCCAAGACACUGUGGCCGGUUCCUCAUUCUGGACCUGCCCCCGCGUGUCAGCUCAGGAACCACAGCUCUACCUUUCUGAGGAUGCCUCCGUGAGCAGCCACCUACCCUUCAUCUCCAGGGCCACCAUCCCAAGGCCACGGGGAGGCCUCAGAACCUUCCUGGACACCCCUAACAAUGUGGAUCAGGAAUCCUUUCUGCCCAGUUUGGUGCUGCAGUCUGUCCUGAAGCAAGGCCGCCCGAAGGGCUACCAGCUGCUCCUGCCGUCCACCACAAACCGGCAGCAGGCUCACAGGUGAAUGCCUGCCAGAGCGCCCCCUGCUCAGGAGUGUACCCGUGCCAGGCAAUGAGGAGAGUGCUUCUUCGCCCCACAAAUAAACACAGCUCCCAGGUGGCUGGGACGGAUCACUAGGUCUCUCAGUAAAAGCCA
This is a messenger RNA of Mus pahari (shrew mouse), 1439 nucleotides long. It is a transcript of the gene C3H9orf50, whose product is annotated as chromosome 3 C9orf50 homolog. Bases 181 to 1308 code for a protein of 375 amino acids. Lineage: Eukaryota; Metazoa; Chordata; Mammalia; Rodentia; Muridae. The transcript is spliced from 7 exons. The record is from RefSeq and is a predicted model, not a curated record.